This is a messenger RNA of Recurvomyces mirabilis, 684 nucleotides long. RefSeq lists its product as uncharacterized. Lineage: Eukaryota; Fungi; Ascomycota; Dothideomycetes; Mycosphaerellales; Teratosphaeriaceae. The record is from RefSeq and is a predicted model, not a curated record. The transcript has 3 exons. The coding region runs from base 1 to 684 and encodes 227 amino acids.
AUGGCGAUCCAGGGCGAUGUGCAAGCUGACCAGAGCAGAGCUCAAAACUACUGUGCUCCAUACCAAGCGAAAGGGUGCACCACGGGCGUCAGCACCAACGGCAUCGCGUCAGAGCAAAACUUCCACCCUAAGGCACACUUCAUGAUCCGCAAUUCGGCGGUCGGUCCUAGCACUGGACCUGGCAGUGGGGAUGGCGUGGUCGAGUUCCAUUUCAGGACUGCGUUCAUAGACAACGACCAGGCAUUCGCCACGCGGGUGGACUUCUACAAGCAAGGCAAAACCAAGAAGAACCCAACAACUACAUCCGUACUAUACGCUCAAUACGACCCCUCAGCCGAGCUUGCACCACCGAUACUUGUCAGCCAUAGCUUCCACUCGAACGACUGCCUCGAGAUCUCAACUCGGCAUCUGACCGAUCAUGAAGUUGCGAUUCAUGGCAGCCGGAACACGCACGAUCUUGCCAAGAAGCUUGACUUGGGCGUCGUGGUGCACGAACUUAUUGAGGUACCAAUGCAGAAUGCCACGCAGAUGGUUUCGAGGCAAGUCUCAUGUGUCGACGACCCGGAUACGUCAGAUCCUGAUGACGACGAUGCGACUUCCACCGAUGAUUCGAGUCCGACAGUUGUUUUUGCCACGAUAGCUUGCUUUGCCACUGCUGUCAAGACCAUUAUCGGCUACAGUUAG